AUGGAGAAAGCUGGGCCGGAUCUACAAGAAGUUUUCGCUUCUAUUCCCGGUGCGGAUGUGACUGAGGAUAAGGAAAAGAAUAUCGAUCCCUAUUCUGUUGCCAUACAGAAACUGGACACUUACUUCUCGCCCAAACAGCAUGAAACGUUUGAACGGAAUGUUUUCUGGACACUCAAGCCAAGCCAUGACGAGACAUUGGAGAAGUUUAUGUUACGUUGUCAGGAUCAGGCAAAGUGCAUCAAGUGCAAACGGGUUGGUCAUUUCGCUGCUCGUUGCCGAACAACAACAGUAAGGCGGAAGUACUCUGAGGAGCCUAGGCCAGGGCCCAGCCAAGGAUUCAAACGGCAACGUGUACAUGAAAUCGAAACAGCGGAGGAAAGAAAAGAUCAAAGCUUCAUAUUCUGUGUGAAUGAUGGAGAAGAAUUUUUGUGGCUGAGGCUUGGGGGAGUGACGUUGCAACUGCUAAUCGAUUCCGGCUGUAAGAAAAAUAUUAUCAAUGAGAAAGCGUGGGAGUAUACGAAGAACAAUGGCGUGAAAGUUUGGAAACUAUUAUUCGUUCUUGGAAAGUUCGAUGCACAAAUUUCGGUAGAAGAUAAUGGAAAGAUCAUCGAACAGAUUAAAGGGUUGCAGGUGGAAAUUCCCAUCGAUAAGAGCGUUGUUCCUGUGUGUCAACAUCCUCGGCGUCCUCCAAUUGCACUUUUGUCCAAAAUAGAGGAUAAAUUAACGUCUUUACUGAAUAGCGAUAUAAUAGAACCCGUCGUUGGUGGUUGCCAGUGGGUUUCGCCAUUGGUAACGGUGGUAAAAGAUAACGGCGAUCUUCGACUCUGUGUCGACAUGCGUCGGGCAAAUGCGGCUAUUUUGCGCGAACGCCAUAUUAUGCCUACGAUUGAGGACUUUCUGCCACGAUUUACAUCAGCUAAAUAUUUCAGCCGGCUGGACAUUAAGGAGGCCUUCCAUCAGGUGGAACUAAAAGAAGAGAGUCGUUACAUAACAACUUUCAUAACUCAUAAAGGUCUUUUCCAAUACAAACGGCUGAUGUAUGGAAUCGUCAUCGCUCCAGAACUAUUCCAGCGCAUUAUGGAGCAAAUUCUUAGCCGUUGUGAGAAUACUGUAAAUUUCAUCGAUGACAUUCUCGUAUUCGGAAGCACAGAGAAUGAACAUGACAUGGCGCUUAAGCUGGUUCUGUCGGUUUUGAAUGAACACGGAAUUCUGCUGAAUCAAGAGAAAUGUUUGUUCAAAGUAAACAGCCUUGAUUUUCUCGGACAUACUAUUUCGCCAGAUGGUAUAAAGCCUUCGAAUAGCAAAGUUGAAGCAUUGCAGAAAUUUCGUAUCCCAAAUACCACAGAAGAAGUCCGUAGUUUCCUUGGGCUCGUUACCUAUGUAGGACGGUUCCUCCCGAAUUUGGCGACGAUUACGGCUCCUCUUCGUGAAUUAAUUCGUUCCGGCAGUAAAUUUUGUUGGGGUAAGGAACAACAGGAGUCUUUUGCAAAACUGAAGGACUUGAUCAGUAAUGUUCAGCAAUUGUAUUUUUUCGACAAUACUCUCCGUACAAGAGUAAUAGCUGAUGCGUCUCCAGUUGCGCUGGGAGCCGUACUGGUUCAAUUUGAAGGUCCAACGGAUUUCCAGCCUCGCCCUAUCGCUUACGCUAGUAAAAGUUUAACGGCCACUGAGCGGAGAUAUUGCCAAACCGAAAAGGAGGCGUUGGCCUUGUACCGCAAAGGAUCAUCUCUAUCUCGCUUGUCGGUAAAUUCAACGCCCGAAACCUUCGAUCCGGAGAAUAAGUUCAUGGUACUGGCGGUAAUGGAAUCCGCUGCAAUCGAUGUGCAAGAACUGGAAAACACGACUAAUUCGGACGCAAUCUUGGGUAUUGUUAAACAAUGCUUGCGUUCCGGUAAUUGGGAUAAAGAUGAAGCUAAGCCGUUCUUACCCUUCAAGCAUGAACUUGGAUUUGUGGGUGAUAUGCUGGUUCGGGGAAAUAAGCUCGUUGUGCCGACAGCAUUGAAGACGAGGAUGCUCGAUAUCGCUCAUGAGGGACACCCGGGAGAAUCUGUAAUGAAGCGGCGUCUUCGCGAUCGUGUUUGGUGGCCAGGCAUGGAUAAUGACGCUGUGUCUCGUGUGAAAGCAUGUGAAGGUUGUCGUUUGGUUGGACUACCUAGCAGACCUGAACCGAUAAGUCGCCGUCCACUACCGUCUGGACCGUGGAUUGAUAUCGCGAUGGAUUUCCUCGGUCCGUUGCCUUGUGGUUCAUAUUUUCUUGUCAUCAUCGACUACUACAGCCGCUAUAAAGAGGUGGAAAUAAUGUUCAAAAUAACGGCCAGGGAUACAAUUAGUAGGCUUGAUCGAAUUUUUACUCGCCUGGGAUACCCUCGGACAAUAACCCUCGACAACGCCAAGCAGUUUAAAACGGUCUCGUCGAACGGCAAAAUAGAUCUCUCGUAA
Armigeres subalbatus is the source of this 2439-nucleotide messenger RNA. RefSeq lists its product as uncharacterized. The record is from RefSeq and is a predicted model, not a curated record. The transcript is spliced from 6 exons. Gene Ontology annotation, molecular function: nucleic acid binding. Gene Ontology annotation, biological process: DNA integration. Lineage: Eukaryota; Metazoa; Arthropoda; Insecta; Diptera; Culicidae. Bases 1 to 2439 code for a protein of 812 amino acids.